Messenger RNA from Malassezia sympodialis ATCC 42132, 2127 nucleotides. It is a transcript of the gene MES1, whose product is annotated as methionine--tRNA ligase MES1. NCBI's taxonomy places the organism in Eukaryota, Fungi, Basidiomycota, Malasseziomycetes, Malasseziales, Malasseziaceae. Gene Ontology annotation, biological process: methionyl-tRNA aminoacylation. Gene Ontology annotation, molecular function: methionine-tRNA ligase activity; ATP binding. Gene Ontology annotation, cellular component: aminoacyl-tRNA synthetase multienzyme complex; cytosol. The record is from RefSeq and is a predicted model, not a curated record.
AUGGCGACGCCUUUCCCCAGUGAGCCGCCCGCGCUGGACGGCCACGAGCGGCACUACCAUGAGAGUCCUGAUGUGCUGAUGAAGGUGACGCGGCAGAACCACCCCGACAAAAUUCUGCCACGCGAUGGCGAGAGUAACGUGCUUGUGACGUCGGCGCUGCCGUACGUGAACAAUGUGCCGCACCUGGGCAAUAUCAUUGGAUCGACGCUCUCGGCGGAUGUGUACGCGCGGUACUCGCGCUCGCAGAACCGGAAUACCCUGUACAUUUGCGGCACAGACGAGUACGGUACCGCGACGGAGACCAAGGCGCUCGAGGACAAGGUGUCGCCGCAGGCGCUGUGUGACAAGUACCAUGCGCUGCAUGCGCAAGUGUACGAGUGGUUCCAGAUCGGGUUUGACCACUUUGGGCGCACGACCACGCCUAGGCAGACAGAGAUUGCGCAGGACAUCUUCCUGAAGCUGCACAAGAACGGCUACUUUGAGGAGAAGACGAUGCGCCAGCUGUACUGCGAGACGUGCAGCCGCUUCCUGGCGGACCGCUACGUCGAGGGCACCUGCCCCAAGUGUGGCUACGACGACGCGCGUGGCGACCAGUGCGACAAGUGCGGCCAGCUGCUCGACGCCAUUGAGUUGCAGAACCCGAAGUGCAAGAUGUGCCAGGGCACGCCGGUGGAGCGCGAGUCGAAGCACAUGUUCCUGCGCAUUGACGCGCUGCAGCCGCAGACAGAGGCGUGGGCGAUGGAGCAGGCCAAGGUCGGCCGGUGGUCGCCGAACGGCACGUUUAUCACCGAGUCGUGGUUCAAGGAGGGGCUGCGGCCGUUCUCGGUGAGCCGGGACCUCAAGUGGGGUGUGCCGGUGCCGCUGCCGGGCUACGAGGACAAGGUGCUGUACGUGUGGUUUGAUGCGCCGAUCGGGUACCCCAGCAUCACGGCGAACUACACGGACGAGUGGGAGCGCUGGUGGAAGAACCCGUCGCAGGUGCAGCUGUACCAGUUCAUGGGCAAGGACAAUGUGCGUUUCCACACGGUCAUCUUCCCGUCGUGCCUGAUCGGCACGGGCGAUUCGUGGACGAAGCUGCACCACCUCAACACGGCCGAGUACCUGCAGUACGAGGGCGGCAAGUUCUCCAAGUCCCGCAACAUCGGUGUGUUUGGCGACCGCGCCAAGGACAUUGGCCUGUCGCCCAGUGUGUGGCGCUACUACCUGCUGGCGACGCGUCCCGAGUCGUCCGACAGCCAGUUUGUGUGGCACGACUUUGUGACGCGCAACAACUCGGAGCUGCUCAAGAACCUGGGCAACUUUGUGAACCGCAUCAUGACGUUUAUGAAGAAGUACGAGGCGCGCCUGCCCGAGUCGCCGAUGCUCCGGCUCGGCACGGACGGCCCGCUGCCGACGACGGGCGACGGCACGCCGUUCGGCGAGCUGGUCGCCAAGUUUGUCGCGGAUGUGAACCAGAUCCUCGCCAAGUACGUCGACUUCAUGGAGGUCGGCAAGGAGCGCGUCGGCCUCAGCACGAUGAUGGAGCUGUCGGCGCGCGGCAACCUGCUGCUCUCGGACGCCGGCCUCGACAACACGCUGUUCAGCGAGCGCCGCGCCGAGUGCGACGCGGUGAUUCUCCUGGCGACGAAUCUGAUCUGGGUGCUGUCCGCGCUGGUGUAUCCGUUCAUGCCGCUGACGGCCGACCAGAUGCUCGCGCAGCUGAAUGCGCCGCCGCGUGCGCUGCCCAAGGACAACGCGUUUGCCAUCGACCUGCUGCCCGGCCACAUGGUCGGCAAGGCGGCGCACCUGUUCAAGCCGAUCGACGAGAAGCAGGCGGCCGUAUGGAAGGCACAGUUUGGCGGCGAUAGUACGAAGGACGAAAAGCCAGCCAUGAGCAAAAAGGCCGCGGCCAAGGCCCGCAAGGCCGCUGAGAAGGCCAAGGCGGAAGCCCUGCCGCAGACGCCGGAGGUGCUCGACCUGGACGCGAAGGUGAAGGCGCAGGGCGAGACCGUGCGCACGCUCAAGGGCGCAGCGGGCACGCCGCCCGAGACCCUCGAUGUGGCGGUGGCGCAGCUCCUCGCGCUGAAAAAGGAGCUGCAGGCGGCCGUCGAUGCGGCCCUCGCGCGGCAGGCGGAGCAGGCGCUCUAG